UUGACAACACAAUUUUAUUGUAAUCCUUGGUCUAGGAUUGUAAUGAUAACAAAAACAAGCAAUACUUAUUUACAAAAGAAUAAUUUAUUUUUACAUUUCCAUAAUUAUACUGCGGCGUGAGAGAUAAUCACUUUCUGAAAAAGAAAAGUCAAAAAUAACAUUAUUGGAAUUGGUAACUGUAAUAUAAAUAAUUAGAUUAAAUAUACGUAAAUAGGUAUAUGGUUAUUAAAAACUAUUUAAAAUUCUCAUAACAGAGGUGUUUAGGUACUAUAGAUAAGAAAUAUGAAGUAGGUAGGUAUCUAAAUAUUUCUUACUUUAAGUCGUCGCGACGAAUGUUUCAAAUUGCGUUAUCAAUGUCGAAUGUCAAAAACCGAUAUCUCGACAUCCGGUUAAAAAACGUUAGGUUAGGUAGUCAGUAGCGUAUCAUUUACCUAACAUUUCACGUUUUUUAAUUAUCAAACGACAUUUCGACAACACAUUGUAUACUGAGUUAAGAGUUAAAAGUAGUAACAUGUAUGGUCAUAAUUCUUCUGUUUUUAAAAAUUUAUGUUUGAGAACUCCUAAAAACCCUACUAGUGACCAUCCUUUACCAACUUACGAACAAAAAUAUUUGAAUCAUUUGAAAAACGAAGAAAACAAGAUUAGUUUGGAGAUAAAUGAGAUGAAAAAUAGGAUGGUUGACCAGAAGGAAUCUUUUAAAAAUUUCAUCGAUUUUUUUGAUAGCAUUCCUGAGUAUGAUGAAAUUAAUCACCUCUCCAAUAAAGAGUUUUAUAAAAAAUUGGAAAAUUUGAAAGAAAAGCAAAAAACUUACUAUGAAUUGAUAAAUGAUGAUUUAAAAUUUGAUAAUAAGGAUGCAGAAUGGAUCUCGGACUAUAAAAAAUUAAACAUAGGUUCUAAAAAGUCACUAAGUGGUUUCAAAAAGAAAUCUAGCAUUGAACCGUUCUGUACAACACCUAUUUUAUCAAAAAACCUAUCUAGAAACAGAAACUUAGAUUAUGUUGACUUCACAGGAUGUUAUGACAAUCAGGAGACAACGAUUUGGGAUAAAGAAAUGGUGGUAAAACCACCAUCAAGAAGAUCAGUAAGGAUUGAAACACCAAUUUCUUCUGAAACUCCUGAAUCUGGCUUUAGAACCAAAUCCAAAUGUGGCAAGAAAAAUAUUUGGGAUGAUUUGACAUUGGAAGAGUUAAAAUUGGAUCUUGAGGAAGACUUACCACCAUUGGAAACAAAAAGUGCCCCUACAUCACCACGAAAAAAAGACCUAUGGGGAGAAUCCGGUAUCACCAUACCAAAACCAUUCCAAAUGACGGUACGCGAUGAGGAAAACAAGAUUAUUGAAGACGUUAUGUUGAAAGUAAACAAACCACAAAAUAAAAAUGAAAAACAUGAUCUCUUCAAAGCUCAUGACAUUCCGAUAGAAUCCCAAAUACCACUAUUUGAUAAAAUAAUGGAGGACCAAGAGAGGAAAAAUUAUAUCGUCAGGGAAAAACGUAAAGCUGCUCUACAAGCUCAAAUGCGACCUUUUUCAUUUACCAGGAGGGAUGAAGAAUUACAAGCUUUGACAAGAAGAUUCUCCAAAAGUACUCCAAGUUUAUAUUUAGACGACCCACCAAUCAAAAUAAAGAAAUUUAAGGCCAAACCUGUACCAAAGAAUUUGUUUAGUAAUUAUAUUUAUAAGAAAAUGCACGAGGAUGAGUUCUAUAGAGCUCUUCAAAAAAAAAUCAGGGCAGAGGAAAUGCUUAAAGCUGCCUCCUUACCACCGUCAAUGUCAAAAAGGGAAAAACGUAGAUCAAAAAUGGACGUAUGUCCUAGAUCAUAUAGAGACCUCGAAAAUCAGUCUAAAGGAACAACAAAAACCAAAAAGAAGGCAAAACCUUCUAACUUUAAACUAUCGCACGACCAAUUCGAAAAACAACUUGAAGAACUGAAGAACGACUUCAUUUCAACCAGUCCUAGACCUUUUAAAUUGAGUACUAGCAAAAGAGCAGACAAAAAAGGUAGAAGAUAUAGAAAUUGCUCUGCAAGCAGCAAAAGUUCAGAUACUAGAACAUGCUCCUCAGCUGAUCUACAGUCUGUUAAUAGGUCAAAUUUAGCAGCGGUUUUGAGAAUACAAUCGGCAAGACAAAGACUUGAAAUGGAGAUGUGUCAAAAAUUGGAAGAAGCGAAACUUAAAGAGGAAGCCAGAUGGAAAGAAAAACUAAUGAGGAAAAAACCUGUGUGGCAAGCUUUAGCGUACAGUCACGAGGAAGAUUUGCAGAUAAGACUUCAAUUGAGGCGCGAAGAAGAAAAAUUAAGGAAAGAAGAACAUCACUUGAGGAUGCAGCUGAUGUUAGGAAGAGUUCAUCAGCAGCCUACAUUAUUUGAACGACAAUCACAGGUGAAGUAUCCAAUAACAAAAGAAGACCUAAUAAACGAGUUAUAUAAGGGUUAUAAUGUUAAAAGAAGUCCCAGACGAUGUUUAAGCGAUCUAUCGGAUAUAAGGUCUAUGGUUGAGGUUAAAGAUGAGGCAAUUCAAACCUUCGGAGGUGAAAAUACGGAAUCUGAUGUCAGUAAAGAAAGUCGUCCUGAAGAAAAAGAAAAAUGCGAUUGUUUUGAUGAUUAGAAUAAAGUUUUUUUUCUUAUAAUUAAAGUAGUGGUUCAUUCUUAAGUAGCAUUCCGAAAUGUGUUCGUAAAAUAAUAAAACAAAAGAUUAAGUGUUAAAAUACAGUAUUUCAAUAAAAAUAAGCAUCCCAAAGAUAAUUACUCUCUAUUUUAAGUGUUUUCCGCCUAUUAACCCACUGUAAAUUGUAGUAAAUAUAAUUUGGAUUGUUUUCAAAUUUAUGCCAACUCGCAAUAAAUAUUAUUCAGUAUUGAAUUGUUACAA
This is a messenger RNA of Brassicogethes aeneus, 2863 nucleotides long. Lineage: Eukaryota; Metazoa; Arthropoda; Insecta; Coleoptera; Nitidulidae. The record is from the annotation of a GenBank genome assembly.